UAAGGUCUCCUUCUCCCCACCCUCUCAGCUACGCUGCCAUAGACGUGCCUAUGCCGUCUGGCGUAAAACGCCGCCCAGUCACUUUGUCGAUUCUGUCCAUCUGAGACAAGCACCGGGCCAGUCGGUGUUGCCACCGCCGCCGCCACCGCCGGUCUUCGUCAAGCAGCGCCUCUCGCAGACUCCGCCACCUGUGGCGCCGGUCGUGUCUUCUGCUCGUCCGUCGCCAACUUUGGCGCCACCUCUGCCUCCACCUCCGCCUCCCGUCGGCCUGCCUCCUCUGCCCGGGAGUCCCCGAACCAACUCAACCUCGUCCAGACGCAUGGCCCUCCUGCUACAGGCCAGUCGGGACCACUUGCAUACCCAAACCGUCUCCAUGGACACCGUCAGCAGCGUGAUAUACGCCAGUUGCCAUUCGGACAGUACAACCGAAGCGGCCAGACUCCUCGACGUCGGCGUUCUGACAUGUCAAUCGGAGGCUGAGCCUGACACUACCUCAUCCGGCUGGACUCUACCCGCCUUGACAACUGGCGAGCCGAUGGUCGAGAGGGACGGACGCAGGCUGUUGCCCGCUUGUGUCGUCUGCCUCCACGAGAUGCAGGCCAUGGAGGUUAGGAUCAGCGUAACCGUUUGUCCGGACUCAUGGGAAUCACCUUGUACCUGUCCGCUAGCCUUAAAGAACCAUUUUGGUCGGUCUGGUCGGCAAACGAGCCAUCGUUUUAGGUUUGGUCAAAAGACGAUAGAGUGA
This is a messenger RNA of Protopolystoma xenopodis, 745 nucleotides long. The record is from the annotation of a GenBank genome assembly. NCBI's taxonomy places the organism in Eukaryota, Metazoa, Platyhelminthes, Monogenea, Polystomatidea, Polystomatidae.